AUGUCUGAGACAGAGACUCACGUCACGCACGAGGAAAUCCCCCGUCCCCCCGGAUGGAUGUACAAAUCCUUUCGUAUCGGUCGCUGGCAGACAGGCUGGUACGCCUCGCCUCGCAUCCAGCUGGGGCUCGUGGCUUUUGUCUGCUUCAUGUGUCCGGGCAUGUACAAUGCUCUUGGUGGACUGGGAGGAGCUGGGAGAGCCAGUACCGGACUCGCUGACAAUAUGGCUGUCGCAACAUAUUCCACCUUCGCCGUGGUCGGCUUCUUCGCCGGAUCGAUCGUCAACCGGAUCGGCGUGCGGCUGGCACUCUCGCUGGGCGGCGUCGGAUACGUGAUAUACAGCGUUAGCCUGCUGGUUUCUGAGCACGCCCACGUCGGCGGCUUCAAUAUCUUCGCGGGCGCGUUGCUGGGCGUGUGUGCUGGUCUGCUCUGGUCGGCCCAGGGGUGCAUCAUGCUCUCCUACCCGGCCGAACAGGAAAAGGGCCGCUAUUUCGCCUGGUUCUGGGCCAUUUUCAACGUCGGCGGCUGUAUCGGGAGUUUAAUCCCCCUCGGACAAAACAUCCAUGUCAAAACACAAAAAACGGUCACCGACGGCACGUACAUUGCCUUUAUCGUGCUCAUGUUCUUCGGCAUGGUGCUGGCCCUGUUCCUGUGCGACGCCGACAAGAUAGUCCGCAAGGACGGCUCGCGCGUCAUCCUCAAGAAGAACCCAAGCUGGAAGUCCGAGCUGCUCGGCCUGUGGGAGACCCUGCGCGACGCCCCCUACGUCGUCCUACUGUUCCCCAUGUUCUGGUCCUCCAACUGGUUCUACACCUACCAGAUGAACGGCAUCAACUCGGCCUACUUUGACACCCGCACCAAGGCCCUCAACGGCUUCCUCUACUGGUUCGCCGAGAUCGUCGGCGCCGCCAUCAUGGGGCCCCUGUUGGACUCGAGCCGCUUCCGUCGCUCUGUCCGCGCCCGCAUCGGUCUCGUCGCCCUCUUCGCCCUCACCAUGAUCAUCUGGGGCUGUGGCUACAUCUGGCAGAAGAAAUACACCCGCGCGACGGUCGAGGCGUCCGACUUUGUCUCCAUGGACUGGUCCACCCCGGGCUACGUCGGGCCCAUGUUCUUGUAUUUCUUCUACGGACUGUACGACACCAUCUGGCAAUCGCAGGUUUACUGGUACAUGGGCGCGUUGAGCAAUUCCGGCCGCCGCUCCGCCAACUUGGCCGGCUUCUACAAAGGCCUGCAGUCCGCCGGCGCGGCGGUGAUGUGGUCCCUCGACGCCAACAAGCUGCCCUACAUGUCCGAGUGGGCCAGCAACUGGGCUCUCCUCUCGGGCAGUCUGCUCAUCGCCGCCCCGGUUGCGUUUUAUAAGAUCCGCGACCAUAUCCCCGUCGAAGAUGAGUUGCAGGGCACCGAUGAGACCCUGGAAGAUGUUCUUCCUGUCGGACAUCCGGAGAAGGCGACUGCUUGA
Molecule: messenger RNA, 1458 nt
Organism: Penicilliopsis zonata CBS 506.65
Lineage: Eukaryota; Fungi; Ascomycota; Eurotiomycetes; Eurotiales; Aspergillaceae
Exons: 4
Coding region: 1-1458 (485 amino acids)
Source: RefSeq, a predicted model, not a curated record